CUGUUAUAAAGUCAAGUCGUUCAGAAGUUAUCCAUUGCAUAUUCAUACAAUGACAGUUGCCCGGCGAUGCGUCAUCGCAGCUCCUCCACUGCGCACACCUGAAACGCUGCAAGGAGAACCAUUUCUAGAAUAAUCAUAUUUUUGGCUACAAAUAAUCAGGUCAUUUCUUUCUUCUUUUCUUUUUUUAACUCGUAGACUUCCACGGCCAUUUGGAGACAAUUCACCUUUAUGUAAUAAAACAGUCGCCAGCUGUCCGCGCCCCGACCCAGAGGCAUGGCCGGCGGCCCGGCAGCACCGCGCCCCUCCCGCGCAACCAAGAGCUGGCAACUUCGAUCGGACAGUGUUUACUCCAACUCUCCAUUCGAGGCUCGUGCGGUUCCAAGAACAGCCGCUGCUGGAGGAGUCGGGGCUUUGAGCGCCGGGCUGCAGGGGAGGAAGUGACCUGCCGCCUUCCACUCACCACACACACUUGGAGAGAUUAGCGCGCAGGCAGCGGUAAUCUGGUUUCAGCACCACGGCCAGAGACGCCGCCCGGACAUGAGUCCUGUCCAAAGUUGUCUCCGGCUCCACCUGGACCUCAGCGGACACCGACGAGUGUCCAGAAGUUGAUUGUGAACACUGACAAUGUUUGUCCACUCGGUUUUUCCCAAAGGAGGUUGAAGCCAGUUUACACCUCGGAGAAAUCAGCGUUGCUGGCCGCGGGUUUGGCUGCACAGGAGCCUGCGGGGUUGAGGAGUCCAGUGAUCGAGGCAAAAUCAAGUUUCUUUUUCUUUUUUUCUUUUUCUUUUUUUUCUUCUCAAUUGUGUGCGUGAGAACCACGAGGCGCAGGGAGCAGAGGAGGAGGCUGUGCGCUCGGGCGGGAGCGCGCAAAGACUGCACCUUGGUCGGAACCUGGAGUCGUGAGGAUGGAGAUCCGGCCGGACAGGUUUAAGGCCGUGGCAGCCAAGACUCUCGGGAAAAUUUAUGGCGCUCUCGAGAAGAAGCAAGAAAAUGGCGAGACCAUCGAGCUGUCGGCGGAGGGCCGGCCCGAGCUGGUGGAGGAAAAGGAAAUGCCGGUGGUCGACUGCACGUGCUUCGGCCUGCCCAGGCGCUACAUCAUCGCCAUCCUCUCUGGCAUUGGCUUCUGCAUCUCCUUUGGAAUCCGAUGUAACUUGGGCGUGGCCAUCGUCAGCAUGGUCAACAGCCACAAAAUCUUGAGAGACAACAAGGAGGUCAUAGUGCAACCUCAAUUUGACUGGGAUCCGGAAACGGUGGGAAUGAUCCACGGCUCAUUCUUCUGGGGAUACAUAGUGACUCAAAUUCCAGGAGGGUUCAUUUGUCAAAAGUUUGCUGCAAACAGAGUGUUUGGCUUCGCCAUAGUGGCCACAUCUUGCCUGAACAUGCUUAUCCCCGCAGCCGCCCGGAUGCACUUUGGCUGCGUUAUCCUUGUCAGGGUGUUUCAAGGACUUGUGGAGGGGGUUUCAUAUCCUGCCUGUCAUGGUAUUUGGGCAAAAUGGGCCCCUCCUCUGGAAAGAAGUCGUCUUGCGACAACAGCCUUCUGUGGCUCUUAUGCUGGUGCUGUGAUUGCCAUGCCGUUAGCCGGGAUCCUCGUCCAGUACUCGGGAUGGUCAUCGGUCUUCUACGUUUACGGAACUUUUGGGGUCAUGUGGUAUUGCUUCUGGACCCUGGUGUCUUAUGAAAGUCCCGCAGCCCAUCCCACCAUCACUGAGGAGGAGAGGACAUAUAUUGAGGAAAGCAUUGGCCAGACGGCCCAACAUGCAGUGACGAAAUUCAACACCCCGUGGAGGGCUUUCUUCACAUCCAUGCCAGUGUACGCCAUCAUUGUGGCAAAUUUUUGCAGAAGCUGGACUUUCUACUUGCUUCUCAUCAGCCAGCCCGCAUACUUCGAGGAGGUGUUUGGGUUCGAGAUUAGCAAGGUGGGCAUAGUUUCUGCUCUGCCCCAUCUGGUCAUGACCAUCAUUGUGCCCAUUGGUGGCCAGCUUGCCGACUAUUUACGCUCAAACCACAUCAUGACCACCACUAACGUCAGGAAACUAAUGAACUGUGGAGGGUUCGGGAUGGAGGCAACUCUGCUGCUGGUGGUGGGCUUCUCUCACACAAAAGUCUUUGCCAUUACCUUCCUGGUCCUGGCUGUGGGUUUCUCUGGCUUUGCCAUUUCAGGUUUCAACGUCAACCACCUGGACAUCGCGCCACGCUAUGCCAGUAUCCUCAUGGGUAUCUCCAACGGUGUGGGCACUUUGUCUGGUAUGGUUUGCCCACUUAUAGUUGGUGCCAUGACAAAACACAAGACACGGGAGGAGUGGCAGGGUGUGUUUCUUAUUGCCUCAAUUGUACAUUACGGAGGUGUUAUAUUCUAUGGACUUUUUGCAUCCGGAGAGAAGCAAGCUUGGGCCGAGCCAGAGGAGCUGAGCGACGAGAAAUGUGGCAUCCUGGAUGAGGAUGAGCUCGCAAACGAGACAGAGGAGCUAUAUCGCACAAGUGGCGGGGCAGGCUACGGAGCCAUGAACCAGGGGGCAGAUCCCAAUGGAGGCGGCGGCAUGGGAGGAGGAGGAGGAGGCUGGGUGUCAGACUGGGACAAAACUGAGGAGUAUGUACAACCAGCCGGAACCAAUAAUUACCUUUAUGGAGGAGAGGGGGACCGAUAAUUAACGUAAAACCAGCAGGUCCCCUGCACAAAGCCUUUAGUGAGGCAGAAACAGUACAUCAACUGUGUGAAGUUUCACCUGAUGGCAUGGAGAACAUUAUAGGUGUGGAUUUGAAAUGGAAGGCGGGAAGGGACAAUUUUCAGCAAGUCUGAAGUUUAUUAAUAUAACUGAACUGAAUUUAAAGAGACUGCACAGUGGACGUGACGACAUUAGUAGAUAUAAAAUGUAUGUUUGUGUGUGAUUGCAAUUGUGUACCCUGUGUGACAGACAAUCUAAGUAAGAUUGUUUUAGGACCUGUCAGCCUCCCGACAACAUCUGUUGGAGAAGGGCUGUGUUGUAGGCCUGGUGUGGCUCUAAUUGAUGUUUAUUCAUUGUAAUAAUUAUGUCAAAUUUAUAUAUUAAUUGACAGGAUUCCAUUUAUAUUUGAGUCAUUCCAGAUUACAAAUCUUUAUGCGCACAUUGGUAACAAGCGCAUUACUCUUGUUGGGUGAAAUUCAAGGUUGCAGACUUUCUGCAGCUCUUACUAGUGUCUGUAAUGUACCUCCACUGAAUUUCAAGUUUUGUCUUUGAUGUGCACACUUUUAAGAAAAAGCAUUUGACUUGUGCCUAUACAACAAGAUAUUUUGCUGUGUAGUAUUGGUUUACCUAUCCACUGAGAAUGGAAUUGAACACCUGCUAAUAUUUCUGUUUUUCUGUUAAGUCUAAAUAGCCCAUUCUGACUAUUUAUAGAUGCAGGUUUUUGAUGUCCUUGUUAAAAACUGUGAUGUACUAGGCCUCUAACCUGUCUGCCUGCUCACAAACUGGGGAAUAAAAUGUCUCAUAUAGGACUACGGGGAAUGACAUUAUCCAGGGUAAUAACGAUCCUAUAUUAAGUUACUUUCUUAGUUUGGAGCCACUUUUAUUUCUUUUCAGUUGUCAUCAAGACAGUUUUGUAAAUGUUUUACAUGUAGUAUAUUCUGCAUUAACGUUCUAUUAUGUUACUCUUGUGUGCAGGUAAUUCAUGCUCUAAGUGCUAACAUAUUCUCUUUCAGGUAAGGCACUGGGGUCAUGGUAUUAAUGACCGACAAGCUCAACACAUGCCAGUCUCGAGUUGCACCUACUGCUUGCAAGUCUCAGUCAGUCUUCUUAGAAAGGUGAAAUUUCCGCUUUGCUUUAUUCUAUGUUGCAGCAAGCUGAGGACAUGUUAAAUGAUCAGUAAACAUAAGCCAAUUUAACAUAAAUGGCUGAUAUUGUCCAACAACAUUUCACUGUACACAAGCAAUUUCUUAUUUUUUUUCUUAGCAGAUGUUGUUGUGUAUUUAGGUAGCUCCACAGUUAAGGUUGAAUCACCCCCGUGUUAGAUCAUGGGAUGGUACCACUUUUGCUGUUAAUGUUUCAUUGAUUGGAGUUCACUGGUUGAAGAUUAAAUGUUAGGGUUUUUUAUUUUUCAUUUACCUAUUGUUUAAUGUUUUGUUCUGGAUUGUAAAAUAAAACUGUAAAUCUAAAAAUCAUGUACAUGUGCAACAUUGUGUAAUAAAACCUAGAGGUGAUAA
Scophthalmus maximus (turbot) is the source of this 4177-nucleotide messenger RNA. Its product is annotated as vesicular glutamate transporter 1. Gene Ontology annotation, biological process: monoatomic anion transport; synaptic transmission, glutamatergic; regulation of synapse structure or activity. Gene Ontology annotation, cellular component: excitatory synapse; synaptic vesicle membrane. Bases 906 to 2645 code for a protein of 579 amino acids. The transcript is spliced from 13 exons. Gene Ontology annotation, molecular function: L-glutamate transmembrane transporter activity; neurotransmitter transmembrane transporter activity. Lineage: Eukaryota; Metazoa; Chordata; Actinopteri; Pleuronectiformes; Scophthalmidae. The record is from RefSeq and is a predicted model, not a curated record.